Messenger RNA from Spirodela intermedia, 2408 nucleotides. The record is from the annotation of a GenBank genome assembly. NCBI's taxonomy places the organism in Eukaryota, Viridiplantae, Streptophyta, Magnoliopsida, Alismatales, Araceae.
AUGGCUUCAGAUCGAGCGGAGACGAUGUUGCUCUUCGUCGCCGCUGUACUCACCCUCUUCCUCGCCGGAGCAGGCGGCGGCGAAGGGGCGGCGCUGCCAGGGGGGAAGGAGAUGGGGGAGUGGCUGAGGAGGGUGAGGAGGGAGAUCCACGAGUACCCGGAGCUGGCGUACGAGGAGUUCCGCACCAGCGCGGUCAUCCGGCGCGAGCUCGACCGCAUGGGCGUCUCCUACGCGUGGCCCCUCGCUGGCACCGGCGUCGUCGCCAGGAUCGGCACCGGCCUCCCCCCCUUCGUCGCCCUCAGGGCCGACAUGGACGGCCUCCCCAUUCAGGUUAGACACAGAUUUGUAGAGAGAGAGAGAGAGAGAGAGAGAGAGAGAGAGAGAGCUGCAGAGAAACAUAGGGAGAGAAUUGGGGUGGUGGAUACACGCCGGGAGCACGCCGGGAGAUAAUGGCGGGAGCAGGUUCGCGGUGUGAUAGAUAUAUUCUUACAAAAUGAGAGAGAAGUAUUCAGAUUUUACCCUCAUAUCGCUAGAACCUUACAGAGAGAGAGAGAAGGUAUCGAAGGGGUGGGUGAUGACUAAAAAAGGGUCUGGUUUUGUGCAGGAGCUGGUGGAGUGGGAGCACAAGAGCAAGAUGGACGGGAAGAUGCACGCAUGCGGGCAUGACGCGCACGUUAGCAUGCUCCUCGGCGCGGCGAGGAUACUGCAAGAGGUCAAGGACACAUUGAAGGUCCGUAAAAACUUUCCAAUCCCCUUGUCGCUGGCGAUUUCCUUCAUUUUCUCGUCUGCCCAGAUUCUAAUUCCUUUUGGGGAGAGUCAUGGUGGGUGAAAGAUCGUACCUCGCCCAUUUUACGGAAUAAUGACGUCAUAUUUAAAAAAUAAUGGGUACUCAUCUCCCACUCCGCCUUUCUAUCUGACUUCCCCUGAAGAUAAACAUAGCCACACCAUGAUUUAUGUUCUCAGACCUAAUAACAAUAAAAAUAAUAAUAAUAAUAAUAUGACGGCUAAAACCGUCCGCAGAGAUCCUCAUCUGCAUCGAAUCAGGGUGGCUCCACACAGAGUGAACAAGCAAAGGAGAUACUGUAGGAGCCAUAUCUAGAAACGACGAUUCGAUUCAUCAAUAGAAGAGAUCAAACGAACUGACGACGCACCGGUGGCGCACUUGCUUCCUCCCUCUGAUUCUUCCCCAGGGAACAGUGAUCCUCAUCUUCCAGCCGGCCGAAGAACGGGGCACUGGAGCCAGCAGGAUGAUCCAGGAGGGGGCUAUAGACAAUGCCGAGGCCAUAUUUGGCAUACACACAGCCUACAACCUCCCCACAGGGGUUGUGGCCUCCAGGCCGGGGGAGUUUCUGGCAGGGUGUGGGCAGUUCAAGGCAGAGAUCACAGGGAAAGGCGGCCCUGCCGCCAACCCCCAGCAUGCAGUUGACCCCAUCUUGGCGGCGUCGGCCUCGGUGCUCAGCCUGCAGAAUCUUGUUUCCAGAGAAGCGGACCCCCUGGAUUCCCAGGUGAGUCUUUCCAUGGCAAGGUUAUGGAAAAUAUGAGGGUAUGUGGAUGGUGGGGGAACUACGGUGAGAAUGAAUAAAGAAAAAAUAAAUUUUCUUGCAUCUAAUUGGGGCUUCUCCAGUGGAUGGAUGGAUCAUGGAUUUGAGUAAGUGAGAAGGCUGCCUCUAUAUGAGUAACCUCACUGCAGAACUGAAAUAUGUAUAAAUACUUACUGAUUUAUUUGACUUUUUGAACUGUGCAGGUGGUUUCAGUGUCCAAGUUUCAAGGAGGAAAUGCAUUCAAUAUCAUCCCAGAUUCAACCGUGAUUGGAGGCACUUUCCGGGCAUUCAGACAGGAGAGCAUCAGCAUGCUAAAGCAGAGAAUUGAAGAGGUAUCUUCUGAACACAGUAAAUUUACCAGGGGAUAAAGUAAACUACUAUUUUCUCAGGAAAGCACUGAAGAACAGUGAUUCUUUCUCUAGAUCAAAAGCAAAGAAACCACUUCCUUGGACCCUUUUAGACAAGGACUCUGACCCUCUCCGCCUGCAGGUCAUCACAGGGCAGGCAGCAGUGCACCGGUGCACCGCCAAGGUCGACUUCUUCGAGAAUGAGCAGCCCAUAAUCCCCCCCACGGUAAAUGAUGAGGAAAUUCAUGAGCUGGUUAAAAGGGCAUCUACAGAGGUAGUAGGGAAGGAAAAUGUGCAUUUGUCCCCGUGCUUCACAGGGAGUGAGGACUUUGGAUUUUACUUGAGACACAUACCUGGCACCAUGCUGCUUGUGGGAACAAGGAAUGAGAGGAAUGGCUCUGUUCACCCGGCGCAUAGCCCGCACUUCAGCAUUGACGAAGAUGUCCUCCCCAUUGGCGCAGCAAUUUAUGCAGCCUUUGCCCAUAAGUACCUUCUGAAAAAUAGUCAUCAUUCGAGCUGA